Messenger RNA from Cutaneotrichosporon cavernicola, 2097 nucleotides. RefSeq lists its product as uncharacterized. Gene Ontology annotation, biological process: cristae formation. NCBI's taxonomy places the organism in Eukaryota, Fungi, Basidiomycota, Tremellomycetes, Trichosporonales, Trichosporonaceae. Gene Ontology annotation, cellular component: MICOS complex. The record is from RefSeq and is a predicted model, not a curated record. Bases 1 to 2097 code for a protein of 698 amino acids. The transcript is spliced from 2 exons.
AUGCACGCCCAGAUCAGGCUCCCCGCAAGGGGUACGAGGGCGCUUGCCCAGCGGCGUUUCAUUGCGACGACCCCCGCGCGUCUCCAGCAGGUUCCUCCGGUCGCCGCCGGCGCCGCGCAGGCGACCAUCAACGCCGCGCCCCGCAAGAGCGUCCUCCGCAGGCUCGUCUUCUGGACCGCUUUAGGCGCGCUUGUCUUCUACCCCACGUCGGCGCUGGUCUCGACGCACAACGAAAAGUACCGCGAUUUCUUCAUCAAGAUGCCUGGCGGCGAGUGGCUGGCGGACUAUGCGGACGAGCACGGCUGGGAGAACUUUGGACCCGGCACGAUCGCGCAGAUGGUCGCCAGGCUGACGAGCACGAGCUCGAGCGACAUCCAGGCCAAGCUUGAGUCGGCGAAGCGCGCGGCCGAGGCCAAGGCACACGAGGCCGCCACGAUUGGUCGCUCGUCGGCUGCCGACGUCCAGAAGCGCAUGCACGACGCAGCUGAGGCUGCCCGCGCCAAGGCUGGCGAGCUCGGCAAGCAGGCGACCGGCGCCGCGCACGACAUUCGCGAGAAGGCCGAGAAGGCCGCGGCCGGGGCCAAGGAGAAGGCGGACGCUGCCCGCGAGGUUGUUACUGAGAGCGCCAAGGACGCUGCCCAGACUACCAAGGGCGUCGGCAAGGCGGUCGUGCAGGACACCAAGGAGGCCGCCCAGGCGGCCGCCAACAAGAUCCAGGAGACUGUUGACGGCGCCGAGCAGGUGGCUCAGGAGGCGGUCUCGACCCACCGCUUCCCCGACACGGCCAAGCCUCGCGCACUCCGUCCCGAGACUGUCCAGCCCCAGAAGCGCUCGUACGAGGGUCAGGAGCAGUACGGCGAGAAGCUCCCCAUCGGCUUCGAGCCCCCUCCCGGAUUCUACGUUCCGCCUCCGCCGCCCAAGCCUAAGGGUGAGGAGGGCAAGCUGCCUCUCCUUGCGCCCAAGGUCAAGGACUUUGGUGUCGAGGAGCCGAUCAUCGGGCAGCUCGCGUCGACGAUCGACUCGCUCACCACCACGCUCGCGGGCGCGAAGGGUGCGCCGUCGGCUCAGGCGGCUGACAUUCUCUUCAAGGCGCAGAACGACCUGUCGGCGCUCAACGCACGUCUCGACGACGUCAAGAAGACUGAGCAGGCCCGUCUCCAGAACACCGUCGACGCCAAGACGCGCGAGUUUGAGGCGCAGCUCGCGAGCAAGGAGAAGGAGUGGAUCGCGGAUGAGGACAAGCUCAAGAACAACUGGGAGGCUGAGAGGGAGAAGAUGAUCAGCGGGUGGCGUGACGUUCUCGACGCCGAGCUUGAGGCGCAGCGCCACAACAUUGAGACGCGCCUCAAGGACGAGGUUGUGUCGCAGGGCAUUGAGUUGCAGCGUCGCUGGCUGCGUAGCAUCAAGUCGCAGGUCGAGACUGAGCGCGGGGGCCGCCUCGCCAAGCUCGACACGUUGACCACGAGCCUCAAGCAGCUCGAGCGCAUCACGCUCGACAACAGCGCCGCUCUCGACGACAACGUCAAGCUCCACAAGAUCUGGAGCGCGCUGCGUGCCGUUCAGUCCAAGGCGGACCGCGGCAACGUCUCGUUCGACGACGAGGUGCGCGUCCUCACGGCGCUCUCCACGCCGUCUGACCCAGACACCGCCACUGGCGACGACGCGGUCAUGCGCGCAGCUCUCUCCCAGCUCGAGGCGAGCGGCAUCCCCCAGACCGGCGUCAAGUCGUUCUCGGACCUGGCUUCCUGGUUCUCCACCUCGGUCGCGCCCCGCAUCCACGAGGCAUCUCUCGUCCCUGCCCCCGAGGACGCGACGGUCGCGAGCCACCUCGCAUCUACCGUCCUGUCCAAGAUCCUCUUCCGGCCAAAGGCUGGUCUCGUUUCGGGCUCGGACGUCGGCAGCGUGCUCGCCCGCGCCGAGUGGGCCCUCGGCGAGAAGGACCUCGACGCGGCCACGCGUGAGGUCAACUCGCUCACCGGAUGGCCCCGCAAGCUUGCCGAGGACUGGCUCCGCGAGGCGCGCCGCAAGCUCGAGGUCCAGCAGGCCCUCGACGUGUUUGCGACCGAGGCGACCCUGUCGUCCCUCCUGAUGGUCUAA